AUGGAGGCGGCGCCGCCGCGACGAAGCCCCGAGCCGCGGGAGAAGCCGCCGGUGCUGGACGGGGAGGCAGCGGGGGCGCCCGCGGGGGCGUCGGGCGCGGCCCCGGCCUCGCCGGCGGCGACGGAGCAGAUCGUGUCGGAGGGCGAGGCGGCGGCGGCGGGCACGUUCGUGCAGCGGCAGCUCGGGGCGAUGCUGCAGCCCGCCGUGAACAAGUUCUCGCUGCGCAUGUUCGGCAGCCACCGGGCCGUGGAGAUCGAGCGGCAACGGGUGAAGUCGGCGGGCGCCUGGAUUAUCCAUCCCUACAGCGACUUCAGGUUUUACUGGGACCUCAUCAUGCUGCUCCUGAUGGUGGGGAAUUUGAUCAUCCUGCCCGUGGGCAUCACCUUCUUCAAGGAUGAGAACACACCUCCCUGGAUCGUUUUCAACGUGCUUUCGGACACUUUCUUCUUGGCUGACCUGGUGCUGAACUUCCGGACAGGCAUCGUGGUGGAGGACAACACGGAGAUCAUCCUGGACCCUCACACCAUCAAAAUGAAAUACUUGAAGAGCUGGUUCCUGGUCGACUUCAUCUCCUCCAUCCCUGUUGACUACAUUUUCCUCAUUGUUGACCUGGAGACCCAGGUGGAUUCUGAUGUCUACAAGACGGCGCGGGCCCUGCGCAUCGUGCGCUUCACCAAGAUCCUCAGCCUGCUGCGCCUGCUGCGCCUCUCACGCCUCAUCCGCUACAUCCACCAGUGGGAGGAGAUCUUCCACAUGACGUAUGACCUGGCCAGCGCUGUGGUGAGGAUCUUCAACCUCAUCGGGAUGAUGCUGCUGCUGUGCCACUGGGACGGCUGCCUCCAGUUCCUGGUGCCCAUGCUGCAGGACUUCCCUGAGGACUGCUGGGUCUCCAAGAACCACAUGGUGAACGACUCGUGGGGCAAGCAGUACUCGCACGCCCUGUUCAAGGCCAUGAGCCACAUGCUGUGCAUCGGCUACGGGCAGCAGGCGCCCGAGGGCAUGACCGACGUGUGGCUCACCAUGCUCAGCAUGAUCGUGGGGGCCACCUGCUAUGCCAUGUUCAUCGGCCACGCCACCGCCCUCAUCCAGUCCCUGGACUCGUCCCGGCGCCAGUACCAGGAGAAGUACAAGCAAGUGGAGCAGUACAUGUCAUUCCACAAGCUGCCUGGGGACACGCGCCAGCGCAUCCACGAGUACUACGAGCACCGCUACCAGGGCAAGAUGUUUGACGAGGAGAACAUCCUGGGGGAGCUCAGUGAGCCACUCAAAGAGGAAAUCAUCAACUUCAACUGCCGCAACCUGGUGGCCAACAUGCCCCUGUUUGCCAACGCUGACCCCAACUUUGUGACAGCCAUGCUGACCAAGCUGCGCUUCGAGGUCUUCCAGCCUGGGGACUUCAUCAUCCGUGAGGGCACCGUGGGCAAAAAGAUGUACUUCAUCCAGCACGGCGUGGUCAGCAUCCUCACCAAGGGCAACAAGGAGACAAAGCUGUCUGAUGGCUCCUACUUUGGGGAGAUCUGCCUCCUGACGCGGGGCAGGCGCACGGCCAGCGUGAGGGCUGACACCUACUGCCGCCUGUAUUCCCUGUCCGUGGACAACUUCAACGAGGUGCUGGAGGAGUACCCCAUGAUGAGGAGAGCCUUUGAGACCGUGGCCAUGGACCGCCUGGACCGUAUAGGGAAGAAGAACUCCAUCCUGCUCCGCAAGCGAGCCGAGCACAGCUCGGGGCCCCUGAACACUGAGAUGAUCCAGCAGAUCGUGAAGCACGACCAGGACAUGGCCCACAACAUCCAGGACCUGCAGCAGAUGGCGAUGGGCCGGGAGCUGAGCGGCAAGCCGGUGAUUUGGGAGCCGCUGGUGCACGCACCCCUGCAAACAGCCGCCGCCACCACCAACGUGGCCAUCGCGCUGACCCACCAGCACAGCCUGCAGGCUCACAUCUUCCUGCCGCCCUCCUCCAUCUCCAGCCCGCUCUCUCCCGAAGCCACCCUGCUCACCAAGCCCGUGCGCCGCUCCCAGCCCAGCCUGGGGGGCUCCCGGCCCUCCUCCGUGAGCUCGCCCUCCGGGGCUCAGUCCCACCUGCAGACACCGGCCGCCGGUUCGCCUUCCUCGCCCAUGGUCCAGUCCCAGGCGCCGCUGGAGAGCGGGGGCCAGAGACACAGCUCGGGGGCGCAGCCCCUGCCCCGAACGGCGCAGAGGGGGGAGAUGCCAGCGGGGGCCAAGCAGCCCCCGGCCGGCCCCCAGCCCCAACUCUCCCGGUCCCGCGGCGCCUCGGUCUCCACCUCGCUGCUGCAGCAAGCGGCUGGCGCUGCAUCCCCCAGCUCCGAGCAGGCGCUGCCGCCGGGGAGAACGCUCCACUACAGCCUGUCCCGAGCCACCGGCUCCCACAUCUCGCUCCUGAUGCAGCCCCAGCAGCUGGUGAAGCACAGGAGCAUCCAGGGGCUGCCGGUGGGGCGGCUCACCCAGGAUGUCCGGCUCCUUUCCGCCUCCCAGCCCUCCCUUCCCAACAAAGUGGCCCAGCAAGCUGACGGGAGCUCUUUGAAGCAGGGCAGGAAAUCUGCAGGGAACCUGGCCCGCAGGUCCUCGCCCUCGGUAGCCGGACUCCUGGCCAAGCCGUGCGCGGGGAUGCCGGGCCAGCCCGCACACUCGCAGCCGAUGCCUUCGGGAUCGCUGGCUCAGCCCGGCCGCUCCGCCGCGGGAGCGUCCGCGCCCCAGUCCCCGGGCUCCGCGUCCCGGCAGGCAGCCGGUCCCUCCCGCAAGGGCUCCGUGGCCUUCAGCCCCGAGGUGGAAACGGCGAAACCCAAACUCCCAUCCAACAUGUGAGCCCUGGAGGCGGCCACGCGGGCAGGAGGGAGCCGGGCAUCCCGGCGGCAGAGGAGGCAGGAGAAGCAGAGCGCCAGCCCCGCCGUGUCGGAGGGAAAAUGAGGUGAGAGGCACCAGCCGGGGCCGUGGAGGGGCUGUUCCAGGCACGGGGACACGGCAGGGAUGGGCAUGGGGCCAGCUGGAUGAGGAGGGGGCUCUGCUGACUGCCCCAAGGGGGUCACCCUACCUGGGCUUUCCCCUCCUUUCUCAACACCAUCUUUGAGUUCUGCUCUCCUGCCGGAGGCGUAGGACAGGUCAGAGCCCUUGCCCAAACUCUGGCCUCUCUGGGGAGCUCAGCUCCCCGUAACUGCCCCUCGGGGCCUGGGCCCUCCAUGCUCUGUGUCGCGUGUCCCACAGCCUGUCCUCGGAGCCAGGCUGACGCUGGCAGCUCCUCCAGCCUGUCCUCUGUCACAGCAGGGGCUGCCUGAUGCCCACCUCGAUGCCCAGACUGCUCUGCCCAGCCCCUUUGCCUUUAGGGUGAGGAGGCAGAGGCACCCCCUGGGUCCCCCAGGUGCGGGGAGGAGGCUGGAGCCCAUGAUAGGGGCAUGGGGGUCCAGGAUCAGCACUCCCCCUUCCCAGAGUGCCAGGACCACCUGGGGGUCCUGGGCAGGGCUCUCCUGGUGUGACGAGUGCCAAGGGGCAAUGCUGAGGGGCAGAGGAGCAGCGCCCCAGUCCCUCUGCCCUGCUUGUGGGACCGUUUUGCCUCAGAGGUGCUGAGUGCCAGUGAGGUUGGGAUGUGCUGCUGGGCAGGGCUCUGCCCCACACCCGGGCACUGCAGCUGCCCCUCCACGUGCUCCCAUGGGGGCAGCCUGGGAUGGAUUCUGCUGCCUGCAGCUCCAGGAGGAUGCUCAGAGGGUCAGUCCGAGGGGAACCCUCUGUGGCCUCAGGAAGAUGCUCAGAGGGUCAGUCCAAGGGGACCCCUCUGUGGCCCCAGGGUGAUGUCCACAAGAUCAUCUGGGAUGACCCUUCUGUGGCUCCAGGAGGAUGCUCAGAGGGUCACCUGCAGGGCCCCCACUGCCUGUGGCUCAAGGAGGAUGCUCAGCCCGGGCUCUGCUCCCCUGCCCUGCGCUGCAGUCCCAUUUCCAGGUUGCCUGGAGAUGCCAGUCACUGGUGCCACAGGAGCAAAAGGCUGUCACAAAGAGAUGCCAAUCCCGGGCAGUGCCUGGGUGACGUGUGGAGCUGUGGGGUCACCCCCCAUCCAACAGGUGCCCGGGGUCCCCACAGAUGCCCCUCCCCUCCCCUCCAGAGACAGUAGUGUGCAAUGUGUGUGCGAGUCGUGGCUCUGCCAAGCAGCCGAGCUCUGCUUCCAGUGUCGCUUUGGGCCAACCGUGUUCAGUCCUGGUUAGAGUAGUGUCCCCUCCGUCCCCACCGCGCUGUGCCAGCUGCUUCCCACUCCCGGAGUCAGGAACCAUGGCUUGUCUUCGUGCUCUGGGGCUGAGCGGGGCCCGCCGGAGCUUCAGCGCAGCGGGCGAGGUCUCGUUGCCCUCGGUACUUCCCCAAGUGAGGUGUCCCGUUCUCCACCCUCGUGUUUUGGGGCGUCGGGAGCGGUCCGGAGCGCGGGGCUGCUCUGGGAGCACCAGCCCACCAGGAAUCCCGGCAGUGCCUGCCACAGGGGAUGUCCUGCACUGCCUUUUUUUUCCAUGGAUUUCAACCACCCUCCCCUGCUCACCCCCACGUCCCGCUCCAUCCCCGCGGUCCGUCGGGCGGGGAGCUGCAGCGGAGCCGCGCUGUCCCGAGUCCCCGGGCUGUGUUCACACUGCGUGAUGUAGAUGUCUUAGCGGUCAUCCCAGCGCCCCGCAGAGCGUGCGGGCCGGCUCGGACAGCGCCGAGCUCCCUCCCCACUGCACAGCCCCGUGUCGGGAGCCGGAGCCACCCUGCGCUCCUGGCACCGCCGCCGUGACACCUCGUGGCCCGGUGCCCACCCCAGGGGAGGCUGGAGGGGCUGGGGGUGCCGGCCGUGCACGGGCGCAAGUUCAGCCACCAAAGACCAUGAUCCUCCACUCUUGCACUCACGGCAGUUCGAUGUACAGAGCUUGUAGUUUUCAUAUCGCAGAGAAUUUAAGAGCGUUUUUUUAUUUUUUGGUCGUUGUACAUAAUGGAUUUAAAUAAUAAAGAGAGAUUCGGAGCUGGUCGGGGGGAAACUCCUUCUGCACCUCCUGCGACCCCACAGCACCGUGCCCGGGGAUGGGGCAGGACAGGGGGAUGCUGCAGCACCCCAGCUCCAAUCCUGGCCUUCUGCAGAGCCGGGAGUAAUUAGGAAACCCUCGGGAGCCACCGAGGGGCCUCUCCCAGACCCCACAGCCCUGGGUGGCACCGCAGGAGCCCAAAGGCAACAGGUCCCCUCCCACCCACCCCGGUCCCUUUCGGCCCUGGGCAGAUUAAUGUUUAAUCUUUGGUUAUUUUCCCCUUCCAUCUCCGUUCCCAUUAUUGCGGGGGGGAGGGGCGGGUUUGAUACCGCCUGAUUGCAGAGCAGCACUCGAGGCAUUAACGCGAUUAAAUGAAGGUCACACAGCGCAAGGUGGGCCGGGGCACCCGAGCCACGGGCACUGCGGCACUUGGAGCGGGUCUCGGGGCACAGCCGUGCUCGGGCUGCGCCCUCGUCACCUGCCACAGCCCCCAGGCAGGACACGGUGGUGGCAGGACACGGUGGCUGGCAGGACACGGUGGCUGGCAGGACUCAGGUGCCCUGCCCGGUCUCCCCAACGCAGCCCCGCGUUAACGGUGCAGCCCCUGCCCUCAGCCCCGCCUUACCGGGCCAGCCCCUGCCCGCAGCCCCCGGUCACGGGGGCAGGCCUUGCCCGCAGAACACGUUACCGGGCAGCCCCGCGUUAAGGGGCAGCCACUGCCUGCAGCCCCACCUUACCGGGGCAGCCCCGGCCCGCAGCCCCCGUUACCGGAGCAGCCCCGACCCGCAGUCCCCGUUAUCGGGCCAGCCCCUGCCCGUAGCCCUGCCUUACCGGGGCAGCCCCGGCCCGCAGCCCCCGUUACCGGGCCAGCCCCGGCCCGCAGGACGGUGCUGGAGGGCCCCCCCGCUCCCCGCAGUAAUUAGGCUCCGUGACACACGAAGAGCUCAACGCUGAUUAACGGUUUCUCUCUAAUUUGAUUAUUUCAGAUUACACGGCUGCCAGCCUGAUUAAGGGGGGCGCAGGGCAAAAAGAGAAUUUUUUGGCAAUGAAUUCCAGCAUAUUUCCUAUUCCAGCACUCUCCCAUCCAGUUUGCGUCCAUUGGCAGGGCUGGCGGCUCUGGCGGCCGAGGCACAGGGACCACCGGGUCCAGCAGAGCCCCGCUGCCCGCCCGGGGCUGAGGGCAAAGCCCCGGGACACGGAGGCUCCGCAGAGCCCCGGAGAUGCGGGCAGAGCCCCCGGCCGUCCCCGGUUCCCGCUCGCCAAGGACACCCGUCCUACAGCCGGAGGCUCUGCCCCGAGCCCCCGCAUCCCGGUGGCGGCGGGAGGGGGAUUAGAGGGCACCACGGAGAGAUUAAUUAACGCGGGUGAGCCGGGAUUAGGGGAUUCGGGGCGGGCGCCAAUCUGCGGGGCGGGGGCCCAGGCAGGAGCUGCGGGCAGCAGCGGGAAGGUGGCACCGCGUGUGCCCGGCCCGGGUCAUCCCUGCGGCGUCCCCUCGAGGGUGCAUGGGCAGCUGGAGCCCACCCGGAACCCGGGAGCUCCCGCGGGCACACGGGCGUGUGGUGCAACCCACCCUGCGCACCUGUACUGUGCCCUAUACCUGUGCAGCACCCACACCUGCAGAGCACCCCACACCCGCUCUGCACCCCAUAACUGCUCUGCACCCCGCAGCCGCUCUACACCCUAUAACUGCUCUGUACCCUAUAACAGCACUGCACCCCACACCCGCUCUGCACCCCAUAACUGCUCUGCACCCACACCUGCACAGCAUGUCAGCUGCACGGCAGACCACACCUGUGCUGCACACCACACCUGCACAGCGCUCCACACCCGCCCUGCAACCCCAUAGACCGCAAGGCCCCCCACACCCCCGUUUUGCCCCAGUUCCAGCGCACCCCUGUCCCCGUCCGGGAGCCUGUGCCCCCCAUUCCCCUCCCGGUUACCGAACACGCCUCGUCCCAAGCCACGCCCUCAAACCACGCCCUCAGGCCACGCCCUCAAUCCCCGCCACGCCCCCGCGCCACGCGGCUCUCUCUCCAUUCCCCCUCUCCACCAAUCACCGA
Messenger RNA from Serinus canaria (Common canary), 7048 nucleotides. RefSeq names its product hyperpolarization activated cyclic nucleotide gated potassium channel 3 (gene HCN3). Gene Ontology annotation, cellular component: membrane. Bases 1 to 2823 code for a protein of 940 amino acids. NCBI's taxonomy places the organism in Eukaryota, Metazoa, Chordata, Aves, Passeriformes, Fringillidae. Gene Ontology annotation, biological process: potassium ion transport; transmembrane transport. The record is from RefSeq and is a predicted model, not a curated record. Gene Ontology annotation, molecular function: voltage-gated potassium channel activity. The transcript is spliced from 8 exons.